Messenger RNA from Lycium ferocissimum, 2197 nucleotides. Its product is annotated as sister chromatid cohesion 1 protein 1. Gene Ontology annotation, molecular function: chromatin binding; protein binding. Lineage: Eukaryota; Viridiplantae; Streptophyta; Magnoliopsida; Solanales; Solanaceae. The transcript has 20 exons. Gene Ontology annotation, biological process: synaptonemal complex assembly; mitotic sister chromatid cohesion; replication-born double-strand break repair via sister chromatid exchange. The record is from RefSeq and is a predicted model, not a curated record. Bases 1 to 1881 code for a protein of 626 amino acids. Gene Ontology annotation, cellular component: synaptonemal complex; cohesin complex.
AUGUUUUACUCUCACCAACUACUUGCUCGCAAAGCUCCCCUUGGUCAAAUAUGGAUGGCUGCCACUCUGCACUCAAAAUUCAAUAGGAAAAAGCUGAGUAAACUGAAUAUUAUUAACAUCUGCGAACAAAUCUUAAAUCCAUCAGUUCCAAUGGCUCUUAGACUCUCUGGAAUUCUCAUGGGUGGAGUAGUCAUUGUUUACGAACGCAAAGUGAAACUCCUUUAUGAGGAUGUGACUCGUCUCAUGGUGCAAAUCAAUGAAGCUUGGAAGGUGAAAGCAGCUAGUGAUCCUACGUUGCUUCCCAAGGGUAAAUCGCAAGCCAAGCAUGCAGCUGUUACUCUGCCGGAUUACCGGGAGGAUGAACUCCCCGAGAUUGAACAGACACUCCGAAAUACGGACACUGUCACAAUGAUGGAUUUCGAACAAACCUCCUAUUUCGCGAUGAGACUAGAUAAUGAAAACCUCUAUGAUAAACCCAAUGCACAGGAGGAACCAGCCAAGGACCUGCAUCAAGUUGAUGCAGAUAAUAUCACCCUGGCUGAACAUAUGGAAUCCCAUCAUACAGAUAUAUUUAAUCAUUUUGAGAGGUUUGAUAUUGAAGGGGAUGAAGAAACACAAAUGAAUUUUACCCAGCCAGAGGACGCCCAAAUCCCAAGUACUCCUGUGCCAUCUCCACCUAAAGAACAAGCCCAUCAACCUGAUGAGAUCCCUGACAGACAUCCAGAGGACCAAGUGAAGCAGAAAUCUGAUGAAGCUGAAGAAGUUUUUGAGCAGCAGCAGGACCAAAAAAGGCCAAAACCAGCUCGACAAAGAGCAAGAAAGGCCGCAGGUCUUACAAUUGAUCAUGAACAAACUAUUAUUGCUGGUGACGUCUAUCAAUCUUGGCUUCAGAGUGCUUCAGAUAUUGCAUCCAGAACAAGGAAAAAGAGAAAGACUUUGAGUGUCAUAUCUUCUAUGAAGAUAGCCAGACUCAUGGAGUUGCCUCCUAUUGUAUUACUAGAAGGGUUGCUCACAAAUGGAAAUAAGGAAGUUCACUAUCCAGCACCACUCCUAAAAUUGUGGAUGAGAAAUACCCAACCUCCGCAUGAUUCACCUUCUGGAAAAACCUCUUCACCUAAUCCUCCUGAACCAUCCUAUACAUCUCCAGGUGAAAGGAUGAAUAACGUGGAACCUCCUUUCGAAGAUUUCCAAGGCGGUGGAGGUUCCCCAUCAGUAGGGAUAUCCAUAGAAAAACAAAGGGCAAAUCUCAACAAUAAUGUGAUUCCACCUGAAAUUCUCAUGGAGGACCUCAGAACCAAUCUUAUAAACAUGGGACUGCAUCCAACAGAGGCUAAUGGAGUGAAAAAGACUGAUCGCAUGGCUACACCUGGCUCUGGUGAUGAGCCUAGAUCCAUUCCAAGCUCAGGAUCUGAUCAUGGUUACCUAUCACAGAACUCUGUAACCAAUUCAAGCCGGUCCAACAAGAAAAGACCCCAUUCUUCACACAGUGGCAAUGGCCUGCACCCAGUAGCAGAAGAGAACCCAUGGCACGAUCCCACUCCAAAUUUCAAGUUGACUAGGCUAUCUGAGCUAUCUGAAAAAGGCUUUACACAAGACAACGAGAUGUUGAUGGAAACCGGACCAACACAAACCCAACAUCCAUUCGUUACUCAACCUCUUGACGUGAUGACUGACUCUAUCAGGAUGCAGCUGAAGAGUCAUUUUGACACUCCUGGAUCGGCCGAAGCAGAAUGUUUGAAUGAACUAACACUUGGGAUGACAAAGAAACAAGCAGCAUGCCUCUUCUAUCAAACUUGUGUUCUGGCCACUAGAGACUUUGUAAAAGUUGAACAGGAAGUGCCAUAUGGAGACAUUCUCAUUUCCAGAGGUGCAAAGAUGUGACCACUGAUAAAUCAAGUAGAUGCUAAGCCCUCACAAGUCUUAUAGGUUCAUCUAUUGUUAUUGCUGAUGCAAAAUUUUCGUUUGAUUAAGGUAUUAGAGAGUUCAAGCGCAGGUUUACACAGCUCAAAGUAUUAGGACAAUUUUUUUCUUGCUAAGCUAUCUAGUGUUUAAUGCUAUCCUUGUAGUUAUCUCCAAGAGAAUAUAGACCGUAUAUGAUUUGGCUCAUUUGGAAUCGGUAAUUGCUAGUUUUUUGUAUUAGUAUUUGGUGACAGGUAUCAAACAACUGUAAAAAUGAGUAAAGUCUAUUCAUAUCUCU